UGAUUUGUAUUUGUUUGUCCAGUGGUUAAAAUCCCGAUCCCUUUCGCGGUCAUCUGCGCGUUUGCCUCCUCACACAAGAGCAUUACAAGAGUCAUAGGCUGAUUAAGCUGCUUUGGCACCAUGACAGCGCGCGGUCGGGGAUAUUGAUGUUAUGUAGGCUCAAAUGGAAACAGAAUCUCCAAUACUGAAUGUUCAACAUGUGAGAAAUGUUCGCCUAUUUAAAGGCGUCCAGUGAAACUAUAUUUGUGUCAGGGCGCCAUAUGUGGCUGGGAGAAUCGUCUGAGAUCUAGAAAAAAUGGCUUGUGCAGCCGACAGCUGCAUCCAAUUCACGCGUCAUGCAAGUGAUGUUCUGCUCAACCUGAACCGACUGCGUUGCAGAGAUAUCCUUACAGAUGUCACGAUUCUGGUUAACAGACAACAGUUUCGAGCACACAAAACAGUCCUUAUGGCAUGCAGUGGGCUCUUCUACUCAAUCUUUACUGAUUCACACAAAUGUAACCUGAACGCCAUCAGUUUGGACCCGAAGGUCGACCCAGAGGGUUUCGCAAUCCUUCUGGAGUUCAUGUACACUUCACGUCUCACACUGAAGGAGAGCCUCAUCAUGGCCACCAUGAACACAGCCAUCUAUUUACAGAUGGACCACGUUGUUGACACCUGCCACAGAUUCAUAAAGUCCAGUGACUCCUCCAUCAAACUUCCCAGAGAGGACUUUCUGGUCAGCCCCCUGCUUUUACCUCAAGACGUUCACAGUUACAGACCCCAUGAGGUGCUGGAAAACGUUCCUGGACGGGCAGCGACUUUCAGAGAUGGGAGACCCUAUGGUGUCUGCAUGUUUAAUGGGGUCAACGCUCCUAACAGCUCGUACCUUUACAGCCAAUUUCCCAUGCAAGGUUUUCCCUUUCCUCUUUGCAAGCUGACAGAUACCAAAAACACAUUCUCAGAUUUCUCAAAGGGAGGCAUCAUCCAUCACAAACACUGCUCGCCAGUUGAUGGCAACAACCCCGUGCUGGCCGAUUUCACCCGUAGCGCUACCGGCGGGAGCUCAACUGCUUGCCAUGCCAGUUCUUACUCGAGAGAGCUGGGAAGGGAUGAGGAAAUGAAACGGGAAACUUUGGAGGGAGUGGUCCAUUCGAUUGGGAUGAGCUCCAGAAAACACGGAUUCACCAGCCUGGCCCAGGAGCAGCAGCAGAGGGAGACUGGGAAAGAACAAAGUUCCCUGGCAGAGGAGCAUUUGAGCCACCAACACUACUCCAUGGGAAUAUCCUCUAAUGGACGCAAAACCUUGAUGAGCAGUCCUCAGAGCCCCCUCAAAUCAGACUGCCAGCCCAAUUCCCCAACGGAAUCGAGCAGCAGCAAAAACGCCACCCUGGCACAGUCCUCGCAACCUCCAACCUCUCAAAGUACUCAAGACCCUAAAGCUCGUAACUGGAAGAAAUACAAAUUCAUUGUUCUCAAUCAGAGCUCCAAGGAGGAGGAGACCAGUCCUCGUGACCCUGGAAGGCACUCCCCGCAGAGACCCGGCUUGUCUGCCUUUCUUCACCAUGUUGAUUCUGAACAUCCCGACUCGAAGGCGGCAACAAAGAUCAGCGAGCAAGGCGAGGACUUCACAGCGCCUCAAGCCAGUCGCCUCAACAACAUAAUCAACAGCAGAACUCUAGAGGGGUCGCAGAGGAACAGCGACAGCCACUCUUCUCUCUAUAUGAGCCAUCUAAAAUGCUCGUCCUGUGGCUCUCAGUCUCCACAGCACUCUGACGUCUGUCCCAACACGUCCGCCUCACGUCUGGCCGAGGAGAUGUCUGAAAUGCAAUCGGAGUACUCCGAUUCCAGUUGUGAAAAUGGAACAUACUUCUGUAAUGAAUGCGACUCCAAGUUUGCAGAGGAGGAAGCCUUGAAACGCCACACGCUUCAGGUCCACAGUGACAAGCCAUACAAAUGUGACCGUUGCCAAGCAGCAUUCCGCUACAAGGGAAACCUUGCCAGUCACAAAACCGUUCACACCGGAGAGAAACCGUAUAGAUGCAAUAUCUGCGGGGCUCAGUUCAACAGACCAGCUAACCUCAAAACCCACACACGAAUUCACUCAGGAGAAAAGCCAUACAAGUGCGAGACAUGCGGCGCUAGAUUUGUUCAAGUUGCUCACCUUCGGGCUCACGUUCUGAUUCAUACCGGAGAGAAGCCAUAUCCAUGCGAGAUCUGUGGCACUCGUUUCCGCCAUCUGCAGACGCUGAAAAGUCACCUGCGGAUACACACGGGAGAAAAGCCCUAUCAUUGUGAGAAAUGCAACUUGCAUUUUCGCCACAAGAGUCAGCUGCGGUUACACCUGCGGCAGAAGCACGGCGCAAUCACCAAUACCAAGAUCCAGUAUCGCAUGUCCUCGACAGACCUACCGACCGACUUAACCAAGGCAUGCUGAGAAGGCACUUAGGGGCAGACCUGACCAUGGCAUUAUAUGACCUGACUUGUACAAUCAUUCUAAAUUUUAGUGCCACACUGUGUUAAUCGGACAAGAAAAAAAAACAAAAAAACACUGGCAAGAAAAUGCCAGUCUAAACGGGUUUCCUCUACAUUUGAACAUAGAACCACAAUUUGGUCUCUUGUAGUCACUUUAUUGUUUAUAUUUACACACACAUAUAAUAUAUAUUAUAUAUAUAUAUUAAUGUUGGGAGCGUUUUUACAUUUUGAGUUACUAAAAAAGCUUUAUUUUGUUGGAAGAAGGAUGGAAUGUAAAACAUUUAAAUCCGGUUUUUGAAAAUACAGUAUUUUCUAACGAAAAAAAAAAAAAGGGAAACAAAAAACUUUUCUGAAGGUAUUGGGGAUUUCGAUUGAGGUUGGAAUAUUUUAAGUCAAACACAUUUCCAGCAAAGCAAAGAUUUGUGUAUCU
Messenger RNA from Carassius carassius (crucian carp), 2881 nucleotides. RefSeq names its product B-cell lymphoma 6 protein homolog. The record is from RefSeq and is a predicted model, not a curated record. The coding region runs from base 296 to 2413 and encodes 705 amino acids. The transcript is spliced from 9 exons. Gene Ontology annotation, biological process: regulation of transcription by RNA polymerase II. NCBI's taxonomy places the organism in Eukaryota, Metazoa, Chordata, Actinopteri, Cypriniformes, Cyprinidae. Gene Ontology annotation, cellular component: nucleus. Gene Ontology annotation, molecular function: DNA-binding transcription factor activity, RNA polymerase II-specific; protein binding; RNA polymerase II cis-regulatory region sequence-specific DNA binding.